This is a messenger RNA of Polyodon spathula (Mississippi paddlefish), 3594 nucleotides long. It is a transcript of the gene lmbr1l, whose product is annotated as limb development membrane protein 1-like. Gene Ontology annotation, molecular function: transmembrane signaling receptor activity. The transcript has 17 exons. Gene Ontology annotation, biological process: signal transduction; receptor-mediated endocytosis. The record is from RefSeq and is a predicted model, not a curated record. The coding region runs from base 196 to 1674 and encodes 492 amino acids. NCBI's taxonomy places the organism in Eukaryota, Metazoa, Chordata, Actinopteri, Acipenseriformes, Polyodontidae.
AGUCGUGACUCGUCGUUCUCUAGGGAGGGCGGAAUCGCCGGAUCGCGGCGUGUUUGGAGGGACUCGCAGUUUCGGGGUGUCCGCAGGUCUAGCAGGAGAGCGAAGGAGACGGAGCGCCCCGUGUCUGAUCGCGCUGCUAUGUGUUGCCCUUGUUUUCUGGGUGCUCGUCACUCGCAGUUAUGGUGAGCCCGGAGGAUGGACCCGGACGACGUGUCAGUGAGGGAGCAGAUCUUCCACAACAGGGUUCGCGAAAGCAUCAUCUGUACCCUACUCUUCACCUGCCUCUACAUCGUCUCCUACACGAUCAUCGCUCGCUUCAAGAAGAGCGCAGACUUUGCUACAGAUGACAGCGAAGAUGCGACUGUCAACAGAAUUGCGCUGUGGCUGUGCACCUUCACUCUGGCCGUGUCCGUGGGAGCGGUGCUGCUCCUGCCCUUCUCUAUCCUCUCCAAUGAGAUCCUGCUCUGCUUCCCCCAGAACUACUACAUCCAGUGGCUCAACGGCUCCCUCAUCCAUGGGCUCUGGAACCUGGUGUUCCUCUUCUCCAAUCUCUCCCUGGUCUUCUUGAUGCCGUUCGCCUACUUCUUCACUGAGUCCGAGGGGUUCACCGGAUCAAAGAAGGGUGUGAUGGCGCGGGUGUACGAGACCUCUGUGGUGCUGCUGCUCCUGACCCUGCUGGUGCUGGGGAUCGUGUGGGUGGCGUCGGCCAUCAUGGACAACAACGAUGCCAGCCGGGAGAGCCUGUACGACCUGUGGGAUUACUACCUGCCCUAUCUGUACUCCUGCAUCUCUCUGUUCGGAGUCCUGCUGCUGCUGUUGUGCACCCCGUUUGGACUCUCCCGCAUGUUCAGUGUCACAGGGCAGCUUCUCGUGAAGCCCAGGCUCCUGGAGGAUCUUGACGAAACCCUCGACUGCGUUGGCUUUGAGGAGACGGCUCUCUCCCGGAAACUCAGUGGGAACACGUCUUGUUGGAUAAACUUGAACGUGGAGGCGGUGAAGCAGCAGUUCCUCGCCAUCCAGGCCAGACGUAUCGCCCUGGAGAUGCGGAGGAGGGCGUCGCCAUGGCAACGCAAUCUGGGCUACCCGCUCGCCAUGCUGCUGUUACUGGCGUUGACGGGGGUGUCCGUGCUGAUUGUUUGUUUCCAUGUGUUGGAGUUGCUGAUCGAUGAGGCAGCCAUGCCCAGAGGAAUGGAGGACCCCGGCCUGGGAAAGGCCUCCUUCUCUGUGUUCGGGUCCUUCGGGGCAGCAGUGCAGGUCGUGCUCAUCUUCUACCUGAUGGUGGCCUCUGUGGUGGGGUUCUACAGCUCCCCUCUCUUCAUCAAACUGCUGCCCAAGAAGCAAGACACUGCAAUGACCAAGAUCAUUGGGAACUGCGUGUCACUGCUGGUCCUGAGCUCCGCCCUGCCCGUCUUCUCUCGAACUCUGGGGAUCACUCGCUUUGACCUGCUGGGAGAUUUUGGCCGGUUUAACUGGCUGGGGAAUUUCUACAUCGUCUUCCUGUACAACAUGCUGUUCGCUGGACUCGCCACCAUGUGCCUCGUCAAGAAGUUCACCUGGGCCGUGCAGGCUGAGCUCAUCAGGGCCUUCGGUCUUCACAAGCUGCCGCUGCCAGUAUCGCGAGCCAGGAAUUCCAUCAAACUCCUCUCGGCCAGUGGGCUUUUGAAGGUCCAGUAAUGUCACCAAAGACCUCCGUUACCUAGCAACAUCUCAUCUGAGCCAAGGACAGAUUGCUACAGAGUUGCCAAUCUGCCCGGACAUUUAUUUUUAUAUAAAAAAUAAAUAAUUCUUAUUUUGAGGAACAGAGGCAGUAGUAUCUUAACCAAUGAGAUUGGAGACAGAUGGUUGACCAAUCAUAUACUGGAGACUUGGACCAGUGCUGUUCAUUUUGGAAUCUGUUAAAUCUGCCUUACUAUUGGAGGAUUUUAGUCGUGAGAUCAGGAAGUGUUCAGUAAUCUUUGGGCAAAAGUUGAUGGAUUUAAGAGAAUGAAAGGACACCCACACAUGGGGACUUGUGCCUGUGUGAAACCAGCCUGAGCUCCCACCCCUAAUUGGAAUAACUGUCCUUUUGUGACACUAAAUGCUGGCCAUUCAACUACUGUUCAUGGGUGGGUGCUGGAUUCUCUACCAAACUCAAAAAUAGUAACAGACUUCUGGAAUGGGUUUCUACAGACUGCUCACACAAUCGUAUAUAAGCCCUGCUCCCACCAACCCCAAUUACUAUGCAGGCAGUCCAGACCUUGGUCAACCAGAAACUGCUGCAGCGCAUUAGAAACUACAUCAUCUGAGAGCUGUGUACCCAUGUGCAUUGCUCUAUGUACGUCAAGCUGCAGGGGUGCACUUGUUACUGGAGUGAGUGGGACGUGAUGCGACUUGUAGUUCAUUCCAUUCCUGUCUGGCAGCCCCAUGGACCAAGGUCACAAGAGGAGGGAAAGGGGGUGUUCAAAAAGAAUGCUGGAUUUUAGUUUCAAAGUGGAGGUGGACAAGGCUCUCUGAGAAACCGGGUCAGCCCCCAUGUUUCUCAACCUUUUAAAGAAAAAGUGGAAAUGAAGCGCUCUGAUUCUUUGCUUUCUGAUCCAAGCAGGGCCAGGCAUGCUGGAAACACGAUUUUUAAAAACUCUCAACUGGAUCCCAACCAAAACACUACAUUGUGUUUUGAUUUGAUAGACUAACCAUCGCCAUAGGAAAGAGCCAGUCCACCGGUCACAUGAACUGCCUGUGGCGGGUAUUAUUGGAUGGACAAUCUUGUGUGACCACUAAAACUGUGAAAUGUUUACAUUGACAAUGAGCAGUGCAAUACAGUAAAGGGGGGGGGGGGGGUAGACUGUGGCUAGUUUUGUGUAUAAUGUUUAGUUUUGUAUAUUUGUUUUUUUUCAGGUCUGUUCUUACUCUUGUGUGUGAUGCCUGCACUGGUGUUGUUGUUGAAUGCUGGUUACUGUGAAAGUGAUUUUUAAAACGGAACAGAAAAGCCGCUUGGCAGUUAUCUUUGUGUGUGACGUUUGCCAUAGUGCUGUGCCGCAGUCUUGAUUUUUACAGUGAGAGCCUUUAUUCAAAAACAUAACUUAAUUAUCUGUAUGUGUCCAAUUUAGAAGCAACACUAAUCAGUUGUGGCACUAAGCUGGUUUUAGUUAAUGUUUUGUGUGCAAACUGCUUCACUACAGAGCAGACAUUUGUUAGUUUAGCAGUUUGUUUACAGUAUCCAAAGUAGUUUUUAGCUGGAGGUAGAAACACAAAUUACCUUCCAAUACUCGUUAAUGAGAUCAAGUCUUUUUAGUAAAUAUUUAUUUAUUAAACAACCAGCAAUAAGUUAGGAGUGAUAUUUAAUCAAAAAAGGAAUUGCAGCCUUGCACGUACAGUCGGGGUAAAUAUUGUAUUUGUUACGAUACAAGAAAACUUUGAUUUGUUAUUGAGUAUCAAAACGUCAAUAUCUUGGUAUAUCUCUGGCAGGAUUGUUGGUAACCAAGGUGGCAUUGCUUCAUGGCAACACAAAGGGCAGUCAGCGUGUGUGCGUGUGCAUCUCUGCUUGUGUCCGUCUCAACUCUGCCCAGGAAAGGGACACACAUUUUUUCCAAAUAAAGUCUUGGAGUUUUUAUUGUA